AUGGCUGACUCCGUGUCUCCGAUCCCACACCUGGCUGUUUCAGAGAAAGUACGAACAUUUAUUACAGAGCACCUGUUGUACGCCAAGCAGCACACCUCGUGCUUCAAACCCCCCAGCUCACUGAGUUCUGACCACCGCCCUCUGAGCUUCCUGACUCGUUUUCCCACUUCGACCCAGCCUCUUCGUGAUCUUGACUCUGAACUCCUCGCCAGCUGUGUCCUUCUCUCUAAUGACAGCGCGGCGUCUGCCUCCAGCACAGGGUCCCAGGAACCAUGGUGCCACAGCAGUCCCGUCUUCUGGAUGGAGCAGGUUUACCAGGGAAGGAAGGUGGGCCCGCAGGGAGGCCAGCUGGAUCCAGAGCCAGCGGGCAGGGAGAGAGCGGCGCUUCCCGAGCCAGGCGCGCAGAGGCCUUCACUCCCCAGCAAACACAGCCACAGGAGCGGCGUCCAGCCCGCAGGUGACCAUGCCCCGGCCAAGAGCCGAGCACCGGAGUUUGAUUUCGGGAUCUGGUUUCGGGCUCCAGCUUCCUGCCAAGGCAGAUCCUGGGAGGCAGCAGUGAUGGCUCAAGGAGUUGGAUUCCGGCCCCCCAAUGGGAGACCUGGAUCAAGUCCCCGGCUCCUGGCUCUGGCCUCAGCAGAGCCCCAGUCGUGGCAGGCAUCUGGGGAAGGAGCCGGCAGAUGGAAGCUCUGUAAAGCUUUGCGUUUGGCAACACCACUGUAAAAGAAAAUCCUAACGUGCUACAAAUUACAAUAAAGGUGCAUACUUGUUGAAAGAAAAUUCAAGAUACAUUAACAUCAAGGUCUAGUAAGUAAAAAGUGAGGAUUCUCAUCCCACACACACAUUACUUGUUCCCCCGUGUUCCAGAGAUUAACUGAUGUCUACAGUGGCUUGGACAUCCUUCUAGAACGUCUUCAAUGCAUCCUGGGCUACAUCUUGCUGCUUCUACUCAACAGUGCAUUAUUAACAUGCUUGCAGGCAGCACAGAGAGUGUGGAUAGGCCUUACCCCCAUUUUAAAGAUGAGAAGACUGAGGUCCAGACAUUUUUUUUUUUUUCAACUUGAGAAGCAGUGAGACAGAGAGAGGGAGACAGACCGAGACCAAGAGAGUUACCAUCUGCCGAUUCACUCCCCACAUGCCCACAACAGCUGGGGCUGGGCCUGGCUGAAGCCAGGAGCCAGGAACUCCAACCAGGACUCCCAUAUAGUUGGCAGGAACCCAACUACCUGAGCCAUCAGCG
Oryctolagus cuniculus (rabbit) is the source of this 1237-nucleotide messenger RNA. The record is from RefSeq and is a predicted model, not a curated record. NCBI's taxonomy places the organism in Eukaryota, Metazoa, Chordata, Mammalia, Lagomorpha, Leporidae.